Molecule: messenger RNA, 414 nt
Organism: Saccharomyces cerevisiae S288C
Lineage: Eukaryota; Fungi; Ascomycota; Saccharomycetes; Saccharomycetales; Saccharomycetaceae
Gene: YDR209C
Exons: 1
Coding region: 1-414 (137 amino acids)
Cellular component (GO): membrane
Source: RefSeq, marked reviewed
AUGAACGAUGGUCAAUUCUUGUUCCAACGUAACGAUCCCAUCAUAUUAUAUACAUUUUUGCUUAAAAGUAAUUAUACAGUCUUUCGCAGCAUAGAUGAAAGGCUAUGUGAUUUCGUUUUUUAUAUUGACCACUUCUUGAACAAACGAAUCAGUUAUCGCAUACCAAUUCUAAUAAGAAACAACAACACAAACAUUUUAAACAACUGUCCAAGCAGCUUUCCUCCUUUGGUUGACCUUGUUGGACAUAGACUGGUUGCUGCUGAGGAUAACCCUGUUGCGGUGGACCUUGUUGAUAAUAACCUUGUUGUGGUGGACCUUGUUGAUAAUAACCUUGCUGUGGGGGUCCUUGUUGGUAGUAACCUUGUUGUUGGCUCAUUAGUUUUCGCUCUUUUGACUUGUUUCGAAGACGGAUAG